AUGAAGAGUCCACCGUACAACCCAUCGAGCAACGGACAAGCGGAGCGCAUGGUUCGAGUAGUCAAGGAAGGUUUAAAGAAGUUUCUACUGGAUCCGGAUAUGACUGGUUUGAGUACUGAAGACCUGGUUUCGUAUUUCUUGUUUGGUUACCGGAAUACUUGUUUAGAGGACGGAAGAACAUUUCCAUCCGAACGUUUGUUUAGUUUUAAACCGAAGACGCUGUUGGACUUGAUCCAUCCAAAGAAUAGUUUUAAGCAUCAUUCGACGAAGCCCAAGGAAGUGGAUAAGUGUGUUGUUUCUGUUGGAGGAAGAGUUUAUUCUGCUCACCGCAAUCAGCUCAAGUUGGUUGGCACCCCGAAGCGCCGAGGUUUGGUCUUGGGAAGGAGCGAGAGGAUUCAACGAAGAAAACGUACUAGAGAGGACGACGACGAAAGGUUUAGCGACGACGAAGACGAAUUUUACGGUUUUCCAUCCGAGUCUUUCAUCUACCGUGACGGAGACGAUCGUAACGGGGUCACAGCUCGUGGUCCUGACGUGGAGGUUAGUGUUCCGCGCCGACGAAGUUUGUCACGAGAGGAUGAUCAACGAGAAUCGUCUAGUUUGCCGCCCGAACAAGUCGAACAGCAGGCCGGUCCGUCAAGUCGAUUGCAGAAUCAUUCGUCACCAUCGAAGAACCGACAGGAGUUGGUCAGGCGUUCAAAACGACCUAAGCGUCUGAAGAAAGACAUGGACUUUGAGUACUACUAG
This is a messenger RNA of Aedes albopictus (Asian tiger mosquito), 747 nucleotides long. RefSeq lists its product as uncharacterized. The transcript is spliced from 2 exons. Gene Ontology annotation, biological process: DNA integration. The record is from RefSeq and is a predicted model, not a curated record. Gene Ontology annotation, molecular function: nucleic acid binding. The coding region runs from base 1 to 747 and encodes 248 amino acids. Lineage: Eukaryota; Metazoa; Arthropoda; Insecta; Diptera; Culicidae.